This is a messenger RNA of Aaosphaeria arxii CBS 175.79, 466 nucleotides long. RefSeq lists its product as uncharacterized. Lineage: Eukaryota; Fungi; Ascomycota; Dothideomycetes; Pleosporales. The record is from RefSeq and is a predicted model, not a curated record. The transcript has a single exon. Bases 54 to 374 code for a protein of 106 amino acids.
UUGAGUUUGAACUUGAUUGAUUUGAUUUGAUUUGGUUGGUUUAUGGGGUUUGAAUGGGUGGAUGGCUGGCUGGCGAAUAUGCAGCAGACAUCUCCCUGUCCUCUGCGCUCCUCCUCGAUGCUUCUUCGUCCCCUCGCUCUUCCUGCCAUGCUACAAGCACCGCACACCACUACCACCCUCGACCACGCGUCGAUGCUAUGAUGGAUAGGAAAACUACUUUUUGUAAAUACAAAAACGCCAACGCUUUCAUGCAUUCAUGCAUCGAAAAUAUACAUAACAGGGGGGGAAAGGAGAGUAAGUUGGGGUCGGCAAUAACAAUACGAUUUAACUACAAGGGGGUGAUAGACAAAAUGGUUAAAGGUCAGAAAAUAUGAUACAGGAGAAUUGAAAGGCGGGACUAUGUGCAAGAAUGGGCAGUAUAAAAGGGGGGAAUGCUAUGCCGCUGACUCCCCUCGCAGGUAGUCGG